Porites lobata is the source of this 13282-nucleotide messenger RNA. The record is from the annotation of a GenBank genome assembly. Lineage: Eukaryota; Metazoa; Cnidaria; Anthozoa; Scleractinia; Poritidae.
AUGGAGCAUUAUUCUAGUACAAAUCUGAAAGCUUAUAUUAAAUAUGAAGGUGGAGUCGCAAUUUUGGAUCUGAAUGGCAGAGGACUAUCCAGUGUUCCUGAUGCAGUUACUGAACUGAGUAAAUUGGAGAAACUUAGGCUGGAUAAAAAUAACCUGAUCAAACUACCAACAAGUAUUAACAAGCUGAAAAAUCUUACAAAGCUUGAUUUAAAGCAUAACCAAUUAACCAAACUACCUGCUGAGAUUGGUGACUUGAAGGAGCUGAGGGAGCUGUCUGUGAAACACAAUCAGUUGGUUGGUUUACCUAGCAACAUACAAAAGCUGAACAAGCUUGAAAAGCUGAACUUGUAUGGUAACAAACUGACAGAACUAUGUUCUGAGAUUGGCCACCUGAAAGAGCUGCGGUGGCUGAGUGUGAGUUACAACCAAUUAGCUGGUGUACCACCCAGUAUACAGAAGCUGAAACAUCUUGAAGGACUUUACUUGUGUGGUAAUAAGCUGACCGAACUACCUGCUAACAUUGGUGACCUAACAGAACUGAGGGUGCUGUCUUUGAGUAACAACCAGUUGGUUGGUUUGCCUACCAGUAUAAAGAAGCUAAACAGGCUUGAGAAGCUGGACUUGUUUAGCAACAAACUAACAACACUAUCUGAGAUUGGCGGCCUGAAGGAGCUGAGGUUGCUGAAUGUGAGUAACAAUCAGUUGGUUUGCUUACCUACCAGUAUACAGAAGCUGAACAAGCUUGAAGGGCUUUACUUGGAUAAAAACAAGCUAAGGGAACUACCUGCUGAGAUUGGUGACUUGAAGGAGCUGAGGAACCUGAGUGUGAGUAACAACCAGUUGGCAGAUUUACCAACCAGUUUACAGAAGUUGAACAAGCUUCAAAUGCUGUACUUGAGUGGUAACAAACUUGCACACUUACCUGGAGUAAUAAGAUGCAUUCUGAAGUUAAAAAAACAAGGAACAUUUGUAAAAACUGACAUUGCAGGUGAGCAGAGGUAUUGUUUCAAUAAUGAUACUAAAAUAUGAAGCUCAAUAGGUCCGGAGGAGGGAGGGUACUCAACCAAUUUUUCCACGGGGAGGCCCCGCCCUGACGAAGGACCAGUCCCUUACCCUUUUUUAUUUUUUUUCAUGAAAAAGGUACCCCUUUCGUAUAUCUUCUAUUGACAAAUGGUGCCCCUUUCAAAUACCUUGUUUAGAACUUUGCAUCCCUUUUAACUGCUGCUGCACUGUCGUUUAAAUAGGAAUCAAUCACAGAAAUGGAAUGUUUUCUUGACUUUUUGAAACCAUUUAGCACUUUGAGCCCUUUCACAGACCCAAAUGACAGAUUUCACUCCCCUUUCGUAUACUUCAAUGAGUAAAAUCCCUACCCUUUCAUAUACCUGAAGCCUGAAAAAGGUACCCCUUUUGGGCAUAGCCUCUGUCCCCAUAUAGGCCAUUGUAGGGAGUGAACCCCACCCCCACCCCCCUGGCACUAGGUUUAUGUGCAUUAUUGAAGAACUCUAAGCUUCAAUUUGAAUUGUUGUCUUUAAUAACUUUGUUAAAGGAUAAAAGGAUUGAAAGUUAACAAUUAUUAAAACUUCAAUGACAGGUUCAAGGGUAAAAUGUUAAUGAACACUAGAAUUAUAUAUGUUGUAGUUAAUUUUUUAUCUCCCGUAAUUUUUAUUUUUUUUGUUUCAACUUCAUUAGCAUAUAUUACCAUACCCCAAAACAAAAGAAAAACAAAAAUUACCUGAAAUAAAAAAUUAACUACUACAUAUACAGUACAACUCCACUACAUGCGUAUGUACUUAGUUUGCUCAUAUCGUCACGAAUGAACUUUGACUGAUGAGUCAGGUUUGAGUCAGGCAAAGCAUUACAUUUUUCUUUUGGAAUCACCUGAAGUUCUUGUUUUAAAAUGCUUCUUCCCUUAUGAUUUUUACCUAGUCUGAUAUACAAAUUUUAAGCCAUGACAAUUGAGCUAUCUCCUGAUGAUGCAGAUUGUGGAGAUGUCAACCUCUGUGGAAUUUAAAAUGUGGAGUAUAUUGUCUCCUUUAAUUAAUUUGCAGUAUCCCUCAUUAAUCAAUCCCAACUAAUAAGCACAGAAGAGAGCGACAUUUGUUAUGGCAAUUGCAGAUUUUCUAACAGUAUAGUGUUGAAAAACUAAAUAAUUGUGGAAUUUUUUGUUUGACACCCAAAAUUAGUGUACAGCUGCAGUAUGGCAAUACUGUAAUGUCACAUGAAUGGCAAAAUGUUUUUCAAGCCAUGACCUCUAAGGUCAGUCACAUACUGUACCCACUGUGCCUUGCAGAGAUUCAAGCAAGCUAAGGGGAUUUUACUGAUGAUACAUGUAUCUAACAUGUGCAUAAUGUGUGACUGCUAACAUAAUGAUUGCAAUGUUUUGGUGGACACAACCUUUAGGACAGUACAUUGCAUUCCUUUUAGUUCCUACAGAAAUAGAGGCACGAGGAGAAAGAGCCCAGUUUGUUUAUCAACGUGCUCUUAGAAAUGGAGCGGUCAAUGUUUAUCGCGCUCGCGUGUUGCUUCUUGGUCAGGAUCGAGCAGGGAAAACCAGUUUGAAAAAUUGUCUCAUUGGUCUACCAUUCAAUCCAAAUGAACAAAGCACUGAAGGAAUUGAAGUUGAUCUUUCAAUCUUUCAAGUGGGUGUGAAUGAAGGUAAGAAUUGGCAAGCCAUUGAUGAGAGCAAACAAGGGUUUUUGGGAUGUUCCAAAGAUGUGGCACAGAUGGUGGUGGAAAAUCUGUGUAUUCCAGCCAGCCAUGAUUGGGUUGAAGAAGAGGAGGAACGUAAAGAAAAACGUGAACUUGAAAAUGAUGAUUACAGGAAAGAAAAACAGCAUGGUGAUAGUGACGGCAAAAAGGACAGUCGUGGCUUAUUUGUGAACCAGGUUUGCAAAUCUACAUUUAACUCCUCACAUUUUAUUAAUAAUACUAAUAUCACAUCUCACUAACUUUAUGAAGCAGGUUAUAACCUUAUGGUGUACUUGAGAUGUAAUACAGUAAACACCCGCGAUCAAAAACCUAAGAUAAUAAAUUGUUGAUUACCAGCUGGAAAAUAAGUAAACUUGGGUUUGGGCCUUAAAAAUACAGUAUUUAUUCACAAUUUUAUUAUUACUGUAACCCUAACAAGCUGAUUACUGAAUUUAUAUACAGUUUGGUACAGUAUGUUCUUGUUAUACUUAAAUUUUUACAAUCUCAAAGUUGCACUCCGUAGUUAACUUGUUGAUCAUAAUAAAUUUAACUGUAACCCACAUAUAAGAACCUGCUUGAUAGUUGCUAGACUAAACAGGUUCUUGUAUUUUUGGGUAUUUAAGUGGCAAAUUUUUGCCAGGAGGUUAUUAAUCCGCUAGGUUCAUAAUUAUUCGCGGGUGUUUACUGUACUACACAGCCAAUUUCUCAGUAUCAGCAUUGAGAAAAGGUGUUCCUACUGAAAUGAUGUGAGUUAAUAACUUGCUUUCGUAUAGCUAAUUUAAUGCAUUGUCCUUUCAACAGGUAGUCUCUCAUAACUUAGUAUCUGAUUUGUGACUGAAAUCUCUGUAACAUGCCAACUUAAAUUCUCGGCCAGGCUCGGCGAAAAGAACGGCUGAGCCUAAUUGAUUCAGACGCUGAACUUUUCAUGUACUUAAUUCAUUAGGUUCGGCUCACGAAAAGUUCGGCGUCUGAACCGGGCCUAAGGAACAUGUGACUCUAGAUACAUAUUUCUUCCAAUUCACAAACUCAAACAGCUCUUGAAAGAUAAAGCAUGUCGGUACGAUGCAUUGCGGUUAGAUGCAACAACACUGGUCACCCUAAGAAAGGGAAAAGCAUGCGUAAAAUCCUGUUUUCAAUUGUCUGAGUUAGAGCGAUUUUCGUAUGACCUUGAAAAAUGGUUUCGGUCAGUGUUCGCUAUUUGUUUCAUCAGCCAAUGGAUGAAAAGAUCAAAACAUACUCUUCGUUUUCCCGCCAAAGAAAAGCCUCAUAUGGAGAAGGCAUUGUUCGAUUAGCCAAUCGUGUUGCAGUAUGACGUCAAAGCGAAGUGUCGAUUGAUUUCUAGAAAGUUCUUCGGGCAUUGACUUUUUUCAGCCGAGCGUUCCUUUAACCAACCAAAAGCCACGCGCGUUUGUAUCCGUUCGCUAAACCAAUCAAAUCGCUCUAUUUCCGUUCGUUUUUUGUUUCUGUUUUGUUCGCGCGUUUUCAUUUCAAGGUCAUACGAAAAUCGCUCAAAACCUUAAUUAUGACGUCUCGUAUGAUCCUGUCAAUUUCUUGGUCAGUGGAACAGGUGUGCCAAUGAAAUUUAGACUUAAAUUUUUUAAAAAAAAUCCCCUUUUGUUCUAAAUGCAAAUUAUUUUCGAAGAAGGUCUUGUAGUAAUGUCCUCUGUCAAUUGAAAUAAUAACACUUUUUCAGUUUUAUCACAAAUUUUGUUUAGUUACCGCAUUUAUUAGAUUAAACACCACCCUCAAAUAAACGCCGCCCUCGAUUAAACGUCGCAGAUGGAAGCAAAACUACCAAUAAAUGCCACCCAGGAAAAUUACAGUGUAUUGUGAAACAACCUUAGCCAUGAUAAAGAGCAAGCAAGAGGUUUAUUUUACUUUUAUUUUGACCUUUACAUGUACAAGUAGGAUACCUUAGGCAUAUAAAGCAAACACAAAAUAUUUACAGGUAUGUUGAAUUGUAACCUGCUUGAUAUAAAUUGAGCUGGUGCCAUUCAAUGAGCUGUCAUCAUUUAACCUGUUAUUAAUUCAGUUUCAGUGUUUUUGGUGUUUUAAUAGUCAUGCUUUCCAAUUCCCCAAUGUGCAUGUCUAGAUGUUUGAACUAAAAAAGGGUUCUUUUCUCAUUUACUGAUUGGGGUGAAUUCUCUUUCAGAACUCACCAUCAACAGCUAAUUUCUGUUCUUUUUACCUGGCACUCUAUUUCAGGUUGAUGAUUCAAAAACGGUUGGUUUUAGUGAGCUUACAUCAUCAUUAUCUGAUCGAGAAUUAAUGGAUGAUUCUAAUUCACCUCCAGAUGAGAUCACAGAGCAAGCUGUUGAGUUGAUAAAGUAUAUGGAAGGUGGAAAAAGUGGUAGUGAAAAAUCCGUUAGCAGUAUUGAACUGUGGGAUUUUGCUGGUCAGAAGCUCUAUUACGCAUCUCAUCCUGUAUUUUUAACAUCACGUGCGAUAUAUAUCUUGGUGUGCAACCUCAGCAAGUCACUGCAUGACAUUGCCCAACCCUGCGUGAGACAAGGAAAUCAUAAUUUUAUGUUGGAAAACCCAACCGGGGAAACGAACCUGGAGAAUCUACUAUCUUGGUUGUCCACAGUGCAUAGCAUAACACAGAUGAGAGGAGAAACUUGUGACGAUGCAGGAGGAAAGCUGCCUCAUCUGCGGCCCCCAGUGAUCAUUGUAGGCACCCAUGCAGACAAACCAUUUGAAGACAUUGCAACAAUGAAAUCAGAAAUACAGAGGGCAAUUGCUGGUAAGGACUAUGAAGGACAUGUGGUGCGGCCUAUCUUCAGCAUUGACAACACUGCAAGAUCACUUCAAAGAAAGAUCAAAAAGGUUUUCAGGCAAGAUAAAAACAUUGAUGACAUGCAAGCUCUACAGGACAGAAUCAUGGAAGUGCUAAGACAAGAGCCAUACAUGGGGGAGAGUAUACCUGUGAGGUGAGUCGUUAUUGACCGACAACGAUGGCUGAAUAUUGGCCAGGUUCUAUUUUGUGUUUUUGAGACCGAGACGAAGUCGAGGUCAACAAAAAAGAACAAGGUCAAUAUUCUAGCUGCCGUCUUGACCGAACAUGCUGAGGUAAUAAAGGAUUUAUCAUAUGGCCAAAAGAGAAAACUUUAUCUUGCGGGACCAAUGCGGGAAGUCACGAGCAGGCAAGAUUGUCUCAUCUUGCUCGCUUGGGUACCAAUCAGAACACAAGAUUCGCUUCAUCUUGCCUGCUCGCACAUUUGGUCAUAUAAUAAAUAUUAAUAUUAAAUGACACUUCUAGUCUAUUAAAUUAGAAUUUCUGUUUGAGGAAUUUGGGAUUGGAGGCCUUUGUUUCAGAGCCAAUGGGUUAAUUCUACAUUCAAUUGAAGUGUUUUUUUGUAGGGUUUUGAGACCGGUUCGAAACUGUUGGGUCACUUUUUAAUCUCGAAAUUUUGCUUUCUGCACAUUCCCGAAUUAAGAAGCUGAUAUUUUGCAUCUGGAAUAGAAGGCCGCAAAGCUCUCGACCUUUAAACAGUAUUCUGGGUAGUUUUUGUUCUUUAUAGUCAGAAAGUGACCAGAAAACGGCUCGACUAGCUUCAAAAGGCAGUUUCGGAGAAAUUCCCAGUAGCAAAGGGCUCAAAGAUGUUGGUGAAACUGCUCCUUUAAUACAGAACUAACUAUAUGUGGUACUAAACAGCGACCUCUUGAUGUAGGACUAUCUUGACGCCGAGACAAUGAUGUGAGGUUUACCCUUCUGUUUUGGAAUGUGUGCAUGCUUUUGCACAACAAGAAGACGCCCGAGGGCGCUUACGCGGGAUGUGUGGGUUUAAGAAAGAAUUACGGGUAUGUUGGAUGGAAAUGUAAGUUGAGUAGUGUAUGCAACAAAUGUGUGCAGGAGAGACGGAGAUGUUCUGUUAAGGACUAAUACACUAGAAGAUGAGUUACACACAAGGGUUCCUUUGCUACUCAAAACAAAACUUACAUCAAUAUUACCACCAUAUGUUAGGAGUAUGGGGUAGUUCACUAAAAUUUGCAUCCCUUUACUAAUGUCCUCAAAACAUGCACUUCCCCAUUUAACAAUAGCAUGUAAUGUAUCAUACUUCCAAUAACUACAGGGCUGCAAGGAAGUGCUCUAGGGAAAAUUUCAGAGACCCUUUUGGGCUCCCCAAGCAUUUUUAGCUGGGGUGCCCGGGCCUCUAAGUUGGUCGCCCAAAUUAAUAAAUCAGUGAGCUGUUACUUAAUUAUGAAAAAUUAAACAAAUUAUUUUCUUAACAAGUCAAGCAGAAUUUUGUGAAUAUUUUUUUCAUGAAAAAUCACAUCCCUUGGACCUCCUGAACGUGCGAAAAAAAAAAAAAAACCCGCAUGUUGUCAUAUGAAAGUAAGUUUUCGCGUCAUAUGAGAAACAUGGACAACGCCGCCGAACAUUUCAUGUUUUUUAAAUGAAAAGUAAAUUUGGGGUCAAAAAUAAGGGCACUAUUCUUUUUACUAAUCAUUUUGAUUUAGGUUGAAAAGAAAAUUCGCUUAUUAAGAAUGACUGAGAUCCCGUGGAGCUUUCCAGGAAAACUGUUAUGAAUUCAACGAAACCGCGGCGCCCUCCGGGGGGUUACUUGCGUUAAUUUUUGCUGGGUAUGUGCCGCUGCUCAGAGCCCCUACCCCAUUAUAGUCUUUUCUGUGGCCAAUUGUAGACCCCAUAUUAGUCACUCUUGGGGAAAUAUGUCAUUUUUGCGAUCCCAACUUAGUCACUUUCUAUUUAUGUACCUUAUCAAUCCUUUAAAUAGGUCAUCAAAAAAUGAAUUGACCCAUUUUAUAAUAAAUUGAAUGAAGAACACUUUACUUUUCACCUACAGGACAAAUAUCCUGAUAGGUUUGCUAACCGUAAAUAUGAACAGCUCUCUUACCCCAAAAAUCCGAAAAUGUGCGACCCCAUUCUAGUAACUCUUUUGAAAAUGCAACCCCAUUAAUAGUCAAUCUAGUCGUGAAAAUGCUACCCCAUCCAGCGGCACAUCCCCAUUAGCCUCUUUAUAAGGAAGUUCUCCCCCCCGCCCCCCCACCGGGGGCCGCCCCAAAACUAUUAUCUCUUUUGAAUAGAUCAUCUUGUUGUAAAGUCGUCGUUUAAGCGCAAAACGGAAGUAUUUUCUUUCUAUAUUACCGGUGAAAAGUUCAGGACAAAUGUAGAUUCGGUUAGCUUUUGCGUAUUUAUUUUUAGUACGCGAUACGUAAUGCCUUGUCACGACACGAAAGACAAUGCGGGAUUUAUACCCGAUUCUAGAACAAUCACAAUUAUAAUAAUAGUCGUCUCUUUUCUUUUUUAUGCAUCGUAUUUUACUCGAAUAACAAUCUUAGUUAUGUUUUAUCCUCGCAGACACAGCAGUAAAAAAAGGUAAAAAUAUUUAAAGAACAUAAAAGACCGACUCCCUUAUUUAUUCAGCGAUUUUUCAAAAUACAAAACUAUUGUUUUGCGUCGCCGACCGUACUUAACGCCUGUCAGAGCAAAAGUAACAACUUGUUUUGAAAAACUAACUAAUGAACAAUCCUAAUUUGAAGAAAAAAUUUCGAUGUCACUAUGAAAAGCUGUUACAAUCGAAAACUGUGCAGCUUGUCACGUUCAUAGUGAAGGAUUAUGUUACAUGUGAAUUUACGUGAAACGACCUUUGAACAUCAACGCGUGCCCACUGCCCUAUUUAACAACAUUUUCCUGAAGCUUUUUGAUAGACAUGCUACGUAUUGCUACUUACAGAGUCGACCUCAAGAGUUUCUUAGCGACAGGAGCGUUCCUUUUAGGCCGCGAAGCCACCGAGAGAGCUACGAUUUCGCAAGUAAUAAAUUCUAGACAUUCUUAGCUUUUUGACUGUAACUCAUCAACAGAAACAAGAAACCAACACCAGCAAGUCGCCCGGCUGGGCCACCUAGACAGUAUUUUCAGUCGCCCGAGGCCAAGUCUUGCGCCUUAUUAAGAGCACGGCCUUGAGUCUUCGUUCUCCUCUACACAGUGAGCUUACUUUUCCCUCCUUUGCUGACGCAGUAUCUUUUAUCCGCUUGUGCAAUCCAGCCUGACUUGCACGUGCUUCGACGUUGCGGCCAUUAAAAAUCCACACAAUUUUUCGGGACGGGCACGGGAUACGGGAAAGUUAAAAAAACAAGGCAAUUUUUGACUUCCAAGACGACGAAAGGAAUGCGCUACCGAAUUUUAGACGCUGGCUGACUACGUCAUCCCGCGUAAUAAUAUUCGUUAAAGCAGGUGCUUUUCUCAGUGACAUGAAUACUAUUACGUGCUUUUCUUUUUUAUAAACUAGGUGGCUCAGCUUUGAGAAGGUCAUCGAUGCUUUGCUAUCCAAGGACGUUUAUCAUUUAAAUACAACGGAACUUCAAACCUAUACCAAAGAUAAGUGCUUUAUUAAUGACGAGGAAGAGUUCACCACCAUGGUGAAUUUUUAUCAUGACAUGGGGAUAAUUAUCAAACACUGUAGCAUAGUCAUUCUGAGUGCCAAGUGGCUGAUAGACCUGUUCAGGCAGCUCAUCACUAUUCCACAUUUUAAUGAAAUGGUAAGAAAAACGUGUAUGAAAUAAACGCCAAUCAAAUACCAGGUGAGCUUUCACGAGAAAGCGUGGUAUCUUCACUCGGGAAAAUAAAAUGUUAUGUUCACAUGUGAAAAGAUUACUGUUGCUAUGGCUACAUAGUAAAUUGCGCCUUCCGCAGCAUAAAACAAUAUAUAGGUAAAAUGGCUUGUUAUUUCAUUGGUAUUUAUGAAAUAAAUAACACAUUACAUGGCUGCUGGGAGGUGGGAAAUUUGUCUUCGAGUGUUAAAAAAUAUUUCACGACUGAGCGCAGCGAAUGAGUGGAAUAUUUGUCAACACUUGAAGACAAAUUUCGCAUUUCCGUGCGGCUAUGCAAUGUCCUCUAUUUAUUCAGGACUAUUAGUUUUAAACUGAUGCAAGGCUUUCUCUACGGGAGAGAUCGAUCAAGGGGCAAAGUGUUCUUACUCCAACACUGUGCUUUGCGCAAGUUUCUCGUGAUAGGUCAAAACGCGCGUGAUCAGAUUUCAAGUAACAGAAGGUCCAAACGUGCACGAUCAGAUUGCACUCUAUGCAGUCCAUUCAUUCGUAGUGGAAGUCCUAACGAAUGCUGGCUACCUACGUGCCGCGCAUGCAUAAUAGCAACCUGGCGAUUAGCACUGCGGCCUCCUCUGGUCGUCCGUAAUUAGCUCGUGGCUUCCCGGAUUCUUUUUUAAACACUCUGUAAUCACUCCUCAAUUUAUUAUCUCUCAGGACCCAAAGGUUUCCAAGCACUGGGAGAAACUGAGAGAAAGCGGUGUCCUCAGCAUGGAACUCGUUGAGCAUGUGUUUUCCAAAUUUCUUCUGAAAGACUUUGUCAGAGAUGACAUUCUAGACCUGAUGGAGCAGUUCGGUUUGAUUGCAAAGUUCUCACCUCCUAAAACUGAUGAAAAGUAUUUUGUACCGUCGCAACUCAAAGUGCCACCUGAUUCCCUUUGUGCCAUGGUACCCUCACGCUCAGACCCCUGUCCUCUAUAUGUCUUCUUUGUUGCUGGAUUUGUGCCCCAUGGCUUGUUCACAAGGCUCGUCUCCCGACUCAUCCGUUGGUGUUCUGAAGCUGGUCCAACUCAACCCCCUACUCUGUACCGAAAUGGAGCAUGGUUCGUCUUUGGGAGACGAACUGUCCAUGAUUUAGUUCUUUUCUGCAAGAAACAGUACAUCAAGUUUUUUGUCAUGCAAAGAUCCCAAGAUCAGCAGGUGUCAGGGAAUAAAGGAAGUGAGGUUGCAAUUCAGGUGCGUGAGUUUGUGGAGGCAACACUACAAUCUUUGUCACAGGAUCUGCUGUAUCUACGUGGACUUCAGUACCAGAUUUGCGUCGCCUGUCCAUAUUGUCCGCUGGAAAAGUGUACAGGUCAUAAUCAGCUGGCAUGUUCACAUGUUGACUGUCGUCAUCUCCUUGAGAUAAGACUAGGUGACCCACUGAUUUGCAAAAAGAGGCCUUCAAACAAAGUACUAACAGUUGAGGGACUGGAAAAAUGGUUCUUACAAUCAUUAAGUCAGGUACUAAUGAAGGACAAUCUCUAGCAACACUGGUAGCAUAAAAUUAAUUGAAGGGAAAUAUAACCUCGAAGGGUAAUUAUGUUAAAAUUAAGUCACCAUAUGAUGAGGCUUUAAUCACUAUCUGAAAAGACUGAACGUAGUCUUUUUAGGGAUGAUGUCUGGUGUAAUGUGACUUAUUUAUUCUUCGACACGGCUCUCACUAGUGGAAGAGAAAAUGAUGGAAAAGAGGGAGUUAUUACAUAAAUUUAAGUUGUGGUCAAUAAGCAUUGUCAAUUUAGCAUGAACGGAUACUAUCACUUACGUUGAUAACAGCAAAGUUGACUUUCCAAGCUCUUCAUCAGUUUGCUUUUGUGAAGGGCUAGCAUUGAAACAUCAGUCAUUAGCCUAUUGAUCUUAUCAACUCUAUUGUUAAAUGUGUGAUGUAAUGCCCAUGUGCAUAGCAAAGUGCACGGCAUACGUUAUCUUUUGUAUGUAUUGCAUUGAUGUUCCAAUCUUGGAGCAACAUUGCCUUAUAGGGCGUAUAGUUUUAACAUGUGUGACCUUGCCAAACACGAUUGUAUCUACUGGCCUGAAGGUCUUAUAGCGAUGUGCGCCUUUUUUUUUCACUCGUCAUGCUUUUGUUUUGCUACUUAAGUUGACCUCAUCUUUAAUUUGAUGGAAUCAGGUUUUAUUCAAAGGCUUUCUAGACGGCACCCUAUAUAAAAGUGCUAUUUUGAAAUAUGCAAUGUUGGUUUUCUUUCAGGAAUUGCAUUCUGGUAUAACACAACGUCAUGCACAGCCUUCAGUCUUAAAAGUUUCCCUCCUGGCUAAUGAGUGGGGGUCAUCUAAGGGUGGCUUGUCAACAUUGAACAGAACGCUUGCCAUACAUUUGGCAAAACACCCAAACGUAGAAGUCACUAUCAUUGUACCUCAAUUUGAGUGCGGUGAAGAUGACAAGAGAGCUGCCAAGGGUCACAACAUUUCCAUCAUGGAAGCACAUCGCCGCCCUGGCUUUAGUGAUCCUCUUGAUUGGUUGAGCUUUCCACCAAGAAACCUUGACAUUCAGGUCGUGAUUGGUCAUGGUGCAAAGCUUGGUAAACAAGCUCAAAUCAUCCAAGAGUCUCAUUGUUGCAAGUGGGUGCAGGUAGUGCACACCGAACCUGAAGAGCUAGCAAUGUAUAAGAACUAUCCUGGCGCAAUUACCAAGGGAGAAGGAAAGAACAGAGCUGAAGUUGAGCUGUGCCAACUUGCAGAUCUCGUUGUGGCAGUUGGGCCCAAGUUGACAGAAGCAUUCUCGUCCUACUUGCGUUCAUCUGAUCAAGAUGUCUUCCAGCUGAUGCCAGGCACCUUUAAAGAGUUUUCAGAUGUUGAGCAUGCUACUACGCGAGCGAGUGCGAAGUUCAAGGUGUUAACCUUUGGCCGUGGUGAUUUUGAAGACUUCAGUCUCAAAGGAUACGACAUUGCCGCUCAAGCAAUAGCUGAAAUGAAGGACAGUUCCUACCGUCUGAUCUUUGUUGGUGCACCUGAUGGAAAGCAGGAUGAAGUCGCAGAAAUCUUAUGCCAGACGGGCAUUCCAAGAAUCCAGUUGUUUGUCCGAUCAUUCUUGAAAGACAAGCAAAGAUUAAAAGAGUUGUUUUGUGAAGUUGAUGUGGCCAUCAUGCCUUCAAGAACUGAGGGUUUUGGCUUGACAGCACUGGAAGCCAUGUCAGCCGGUCUUCCCAUUCUGGUCAGUGGAAACUCCGGAUUUGGAGAAGCACUGCGUUGUCUUCCAAUGGGCGAGUCAUUUGUGAUUGAUUCGGAUGACCCCAAGGAAUGGGCAAAGGCAAUAGCAGCUAUCCAACAAAAAUCUAGGGCACAGCGGCUUGAGGAAAUCCAAGGACUACGAAGAAGUUAUGAAGAGAGAUUCAGUUGGGAGAGACAGUGCAAAUCCCUUGUUGACGCGAUGUGGAAGAUGGUUUAUGGUAAGAAAUCAAAUUCUUACCUAAAGUAAAGUAACGAUAAUUUAAAUGAGCAAUUUUAGGAUGAGGUUGAGUAUGAUCUGAAAAAUUUUGUAGAUCGUGGAGGAUGCUGGCCGAUGCGGAUAACACCCUACGAGAUCUGCAUAAUUUUGCACAUCAUUUGAAAAUAGUUCAAAAAUAGUUCAUACUUGAAAAACAUGCCUACCUCGAUCGAUGUUAAGUUUCUGUCUUCAACUUUUUUCCAGGGCCUCUCAGUUGCCGUCCCCUUUUCUGGCGAUAUCCUAUACUAUUGACGUCGUUUUACUGGAUAUCGCAAACGUCUUCCAAAUUUGAUCAUCGCUAGCUGGUUUUAAAGAAAUAGCCGUGGGAUUUGAGUCAUUCUGAUUACGUUCUGUUGAAACCACCGUAAUUUAAAAUUGUCAGUUGGUUUUUCUUUGGACCCGUGUUCUAUCUCCCAUAGAACGUUUUCACUCACGUGGCGUUUUACAUGACCUCAUGUGAAAACGCUAUAUUAAACUGACGUGAAAUAACCUUUCGCAUUUUGGAUUUUUCCUCUUUAUCAUUUGCAGGUGAACUGGUUUUCCUUGCACUUCAAAAAAUCAAGCUGGAAGCGCGUAGAGAGGCCAGCAAAACUGAGCUGUCGUUGA